GUAAAUAUCAUGUGAUCCGAAAGUUGAGUCAGUUGUUGACAUUUUAAAACUUUUUUUUAUGCUGGUAUUUUGUUAAACGUUUAAUCAUGUCUAAGGCACCAACAAAAAUGAAGAAGAAGGUGCUGCUGAUGGGUAAAAGUGGAUCAGGAAAAACCAGCAUGAGGUCAAUUAUUUUUGCCAAUUAUAUUGCAAGGGAUACUAGAAGACUUGGGGCUACAAUUGAUGUGGAACAUUCUCAUGUGCGUUUCCUGGGAAACCUUGUCCUGAAUCUUUGGGACUGUGGAGGACAAGAAGCAUUCAUGGAGAACUAUUUUGCAAGUCAGAGAGACAACAUUUUCCGUAAUGUAGAGGUCCUGAUCUACGUGUUUGAUGUCGAGAGUCGUGAGCUGGAGAAGGACAUGCAUUACUAUCAAUCCUGUCUGGAGGCCAUUUUACAGAACUCACCUGAUGCAAAGGUCUUUUGUCUAGUCCACAAAAUGGACCUUGUGCAGGAUGAUCAGAGAGAUAUGAUAUUCAGAGAAAGAGAAGAGGAUCUAAAAAGAUUAUCAAAGCCACUAGACUGUACUUGUUUUGCCACAUCUAUCUGGGAUGAAACUCUGUAUAAGGCUUGGUCCAACAUUGUAUAUCAGCUGAUUCCUAAUGUUCAGCAGUUAGAGGCCAAUCUGACCAAUUUUGCAAACAUUAUAGAGGCAGACGAAGUUCUCCUGUUUGAAAGGGCAACAUUUCUGGUAAUUUCUCAUUGUGAGAGAAAACACCACCCAGAUCUCCACAGGUUUGAAAAGAUCAGUAACAUCAUUAAGCAGUUUAAACUAAGUUGUAGCAAACUAGCUGCCACAUUUCAGGGGAUGGAAGUCAGCAAUAAGAAUUUCUCAGCAUACAUUGAUGUCUUUACAUCCAAUACCUAUGUAAUGGUAGUCAUGUCAGAUCCCACUAUACCUUCAGCAGCAACACUUAUCAACAUUAAGAAUGCCAGAAAACAUUUUGAAAAAUUAGAAAGGGUUGAUGCUGGUCACUCCUCCAUAGCAUCUAGAUAGAAGAGGACAAAUUCCUAAUGUAAAAAACAAACUCUGGUCACGCACUCAGUGCCAAUUAACCACUACCAAAGUGUUAAGACUCUUGACAAACUGAUACGCUAGGUUGCACACAUGCGCUCUGUCAGGAUAAAUAUGUAUUUUACUAAUAGUGCAAUCUUUAUUCCAUGAGAUAACAUACUGUAUACAUGUACUGUACUUUGUCAAAAAGACAGAAAGUUCGUAUUGUGAAAUGAAUGUGCUGUUGUCUAUUUCUUUCUUUUUUCUUUCUUUUUGGAUUUUAAGUAAUGAAUUACUGAAAACUACACUAGUAAGUGUAGAAUGGCUUCAUUUAUUUAUUCAUGUACUUUGUGUUAAAUUAGUCUACAAAGGCUGUCUUGCAUUUUCUGUUAAUCGUGUAUUAUGUGACAUUAACGUGAUUACGGCACACUGUAUCAUUUGUGAAUUGUUAUUUUGAUACAAAUAUGAAGGAGAAACAUUGAGUAUUUGAAUCAUGAUUGCAAACCAACUCGGUUUAACUGCAUUAAAAUUAUUCAAAUGUGA
Saccostrea echinata is the source of this 1574-nucleotide messenger RNA. RefSeq names its product ras-related GTP-binding protein A. Gene Ontology annotation, molecular function: GTP binding; GTPase activity. Gene Ontology annotation, cellular component: Gtr1-Gtr2 GTPase complex; nucleus; lysosome. The record is from RefSeq and is a predicted model, not a curated record. The transcript is spliced from 8 exons. Gene Ontology annotation, biological process: cellular response to amino acid stimulus; cellular response to starvation; positive regulation of TOR signaling. Lineage: Eukaryota; Metazoa; Mollusca; Bivalvia; Ostreida; Ostreidae. The coding region runs from base 87 to 1034 and encodes 315 amino acids.